AUGAGGGCCCGGCGAACCUCCCGGCCCCCGGGCCGAUACGCCCGCGAGACCAUGUUGAUACGGCGGGGCUCGGAGUGCUGGCUGGUGGUGAAGGACUCGUGCCUGCUCUACAUGAAGCCGGAGUCGGGGGCCGUCUCCUUCGUGAUGCUGUUCGAUAAAGAGUUCAGCAUCAAGAUGGACUCCAAAGACACGGAGACCAAACACGGAAUCCGCAUCGACGGUCUCUCCAGAUCUUUGGUGUUGAAGUGCAGCAGCUACAGACACGCCCGCUGGUGGGGUCAGGCCAUCGAGGCCUUCGUUAAGAAACACGGCACCGCCUUCCUCACCGACCACCGCUUCGGAUCCUUCGCCAGAGAAGAAGUAAACAUCCCGACUAAAUGGUAUGUGAACGGAAAAUCAUACAUGGAGGACGUUGCAGAUGCUCUUGAAGAAGCCAAAGAGGAAAUAUUCAUCACAGACUGGUGGUUGAGUCCAGAGAUCUUCCUGAAGAGGCCGGUUGUGGAGGGAAACCGCUGGCGUCUGGACUGCAUCCUGAAACGCAAAGCGCAACAAGGUGUGCGUAUCUUUGUGAUGCUGUACAAGGAAGUGGAGUUAGCUCUGGGAAUAAACUCCGGAUACAGCAAGAGGACGCUGCUGCACCUCCACCCCAACAUCAAGGUGAUGCGUCACCCGGACCACGUCUCCUCGGCUGUCUACCUGUGGGCGCAUCACGAGAAGAUCAUUGUGGUCGACCAAUCGGUGGCCUUCGUGGGAGGGAUCGACCUGGCAUAUGGUCGCUGGGACGACAGGGAGCACAGGCUGACCGACGUUGGGAGUGUCACACUCUCACACCAGGCUGAAGCGGCCUCUCCAAACAUGGCUGCUCCAGCUAACGGCAGCGGCGGGGGGGCUCCCCAAAGUAACGGGAAAAACAUUUUCACGGUGACGGACUCUGUGGACCAGCCCCGGCUGAAAGGGCAAGGCAGACUGAAGAGGACGAGGUUCAGCAUCCGGAGACACCUGCAGAAACACGGGCUGGCCUCGGCAGACAGCGACAGCGACCUGGAGGACGAAGAGAUCAGCGGCUCGCAGCGCAGUCUGCACACGGGCGUCGGGGAGUUAUUCGGAAACACGCGCUUCUGGCACGGAAAAGACUACUGCAACUUUGUGUACAGGGACUGGAUUCAGCUGGAAAAACCUUUCGAUGACUUCAUAGACAGACACACAACUCCCAGAAUGCCUUGGCACGACAUCUCCUCAGUGGUCCACGGGAAAGCAGCUCGAGACGUGGCCCGACACUUCAUCCAGCGCUGGAACUUCACCAAGAUUAUGAAGCCGAAGUAUCGCUCUCUGUCGUUCCCGUAUCUGCUGCCCAAAUCUCACACCACCGCCGAAGAGCAGCGCUACCAAGUACCCAACUGCAUCCCCUCUAAAGUGCAGAUCCUACGCUCAGCCUCUGAUUGGUCGGCUGGCAUCAAGAACCACGAGGAGUCCAUCCACAACGCGUACGUGCAAGUCAUCCUGAACAGCCAGCACUUCAUUUACAUAGAGAAUCAGUUUUUCAUCAGCUGUUCAGACAACAGACACGUGUUCAACAAGAUAGGAGAUGCUAUUGCACAGCGCAUCAUCCAAGCAUUCAGGGAGGGUAAAAAGUACAGAGUGUACCUGGUGACGCCUCUGCUGCCGGGCUUCGAGGGAGACAUCAGCACCGGAGGAGGCACGGCCCUCCAGGCCAUCAUGCACUUCAACUACAGGACGAUGAACCGAGGAGAGCACUCCAUCAUCUCACAGCUACACAAAGAGAUGGGAGACCAGUGGAUGAACUACAUCUCCAUUGCUGGUCUGAGGACUCACGCUGAGCUGGAGGGGAAGCUGGUCACGGAGCUCAUCUACGUCCACAGCAAGAUGCUCAUCGCAGACGACAACACCGUCAUCAUCGGUUCUGCAAACAUCAACGACAGGAGCAUGCUGGGAAAGAGGGACAGCGAGGUUGCGGUUAUCGUGGAGGACUCGGAGAUGGUGCCGUCGGUUAUGGACGGGCAGGAGUACCAGGCGGGAAAAUACGCCCUGCAGCUGCGCCUCGAGUGCUUCAGGAUGAUUUUGGGCGCCAACACGGACCCCUCCAUCGACGUGUCGGACCCCAUCAGCGAGACGUUCUUCAAAGAGGUGUGGACGGCCACCUCCGCUCGCAACGCCACCGUCUACCAGAAGGUUUUCCGCAGCCUACCGUCCUCUGACGUGCGGAACAUUCUGGAUCUGGAGGGCUUCCUGGCCGUGCCCGGUCUGUGCACCGAGGACCCGGCGCGAGCUCAGGAGAAGCUGAAGAAGAUCCGCGGCUUCCUGGUCCAGUUUCCUCUCGACUUCCUGUGUGAGGAGAACCUGCUUCCUCCCAUCGGGUCCAAGGAGGCCAUGAUGCCCAUGGAGGUGUGGACCUGAAGAGGGAAGAACCCCAGCCUAUACGGU
Notothenia coriiceps (black rockcod) is the source of this 2442-nucleotide messenger RNA. Its product is annotated as phospholipase D1. The coding region runs from base 1 to 2415 and encodes 804 amino acids. Lineage: Eukaryota; Metazoa; Chordata; Actinopteri; Perciformes; Nototheniidae. Gene Ontology annotation, molecular function: D-type glycerophospholipase activity. The record is from RefSeq and is a predicted model, not a curated record. The transcript is spliced from 19 exons. Gene Ontology annotation, cellular component: plasma membrane region; intracellular membrane-bounded organelle. Gene Ontology annotation, biological process: phospholipid catabolic process; regulation of microvillus assembly; intracellular signal transduction.